Molecule: messenger RNA, 4683 nt
Organism: Cuscuta campestris
Lineage: Eukaryota; Viridiplantae; Streptophyta; Magnoliopsida; Solanales; Convolvulaceae
Source: the annotation of a GenBank genome assembly
GUCCAACGAGAACCGAGAAGACAAAGGUAUCUGAACGGGGGGUGACUGAGCUCGUGCGCGAGAUUGCCGAGCUCAAGCGCCGAGUAGAGACGAGGGCCCCCUACAGCCAGCCAUCUUGCGCACGGUAACCCCGUUCACUAUGAGGGUUAUGUCAGUUCCGCUGCUUGCAAACUUCCGGCCGUGGCAGAUCAAGGCUUACAGCGGGACGACGGACCCCCAAGAUCAUUUGUCAAAGUUCUAUGCUUCGAUGGAAGCGGCGGCAGCCCCGGACGAGGUCAAGUGCCGGUGCUUCCUCGCGACGCUGGAGGGUUUCGCGUGCGAUUGGUUCAACUGGCUCCCGAAGGGAACCAUUGACGAUUGGGAUACACUGGCGGAGAAGUUCGUGACGCAUUUCGCGGCCAACAGAAGGCAAAGAGACGUGCACGGGGCGGACGACCAAGCUUUAGUGGCGAUGUUCCAAGCAGCUCUUCCCCGCGGAGAGGUGAGGAAGGAGCUCCGCAAGAAUCCUCCUCCCACGUACCAAGAAACCUUGGCGCGCGCUAAGUUCCUAGCUUCGGAGGAGUUCGAUGAUGCCCCCGACUCUGAGGCCGCCAAGCGAGCUCCCGCGGACUCGGGAGAGAUUGCGAAGAAGAGGAAGAAGAAGAAGGACUACACAGCGGGCCCUAGGACGUCCUCGGCCGGUGUAUACUCCGUCGGCGCGUCCGUGGGGAUGGGUCGAGAGCUAGCCCUCUCCCCGCUCCCUCACUUGGAGGCUUACGUGGUUUCCAGCGGUAGCAAGUACUGCGAGUAUCAUCGUAACAACACUCACAACACUAAGGAAUACUUCACUCCCCAGAAGGAGAUGCAGCGACUCAUCGCCCGAGGGCCGGCUCCGCGAGACGAUGGAGCAGCCCCAUCUCGGGGGCCGCCAGAAGGGAGGACUUGGAGGAAGCCGACCGAGCCGGUCGUGGUGGCCAUGCAAGCAAGGAACCCAGAGAAGAGGCACAUCGGGCGGGAGUGCGAUGAUCUAGACGAGGACGAAGCCCAGGGGUAUCCGGUCAUGGAGAAGGAUCUUCCAAACACGCCGAGUCCCCAUUGGGAUGCCUUGGUCGUGAGAAUUGAGAUCAACGAUGCCAUAGUGCACCGCACCUUGGUGGACACGGGGAGCUCAGUUAACGUAAUGUACGAGAAGACUUUCCAAGACCUCGGCCUGAACCGUAAGGACUUAAGGCCGGUGCGCACUCCUCUCUCCGGGUUCACUAGAGACUCCAUCGAGGCUGAAGGAGUCAUCACUAUGCCCGUGAUAGUAGGGGAUGGUGCGCACAAGGCCAAGCUGAAGAUGGAGUUCAUGAUUGUAAGUAUCAACUGUGCACACAACAUGAUCCUAGGACGGCCCGGCCUUGAGGACUUGGAAUGCGUGAUCUCCCCGUACUACUUAUGCAUGAAGUUUCCCACUCCUUUGGGAAUUGGGGUGGCGAGGGGAGAUCAGAAGCUAGCUCGAUCGUGCUACGUCCGAAUCACGAAGAAGUUGCCAAGGGACGAGAUGAUGGUCGUGCACGCGCACGAGGAAAUGCGGAAGCUGGAAGGACGGUCGAAGGCCGAGCCCGCCGAGGACGUCGAGGAGGUGCUGCUCGACCCUCGGGCACCCGAGCGGAAGGUGAAGAUCGGGGCGAGCCUGACUGGGAGCCAACGGAAGCACUUGAUGGACGUGCUCGCUGCCUACCGCAUGAUGUUCGCGUGGGGACCCGGGGAUAUGCCGGGGGUGGAUCCCAAGAUCAUAUGCCACCGACUUGUGGUCAACCCGGAGUCUAGGCCGGUGAAGCAAAAGAAGCGGUUCCUCUCGUCCGAGCGGAGGGAGUUUGUCGCCAAAGAAAUUGAAUUCAAGCCGAGACUAGCGAUCAAGGGCCAAGCGCUAGCUGACUUCAUGGUGGAGUGCACCGCUCGGGAGGAGCCGAGGCCGGAAGAGCCGGAAGCCGACGACUCGUGGACAGUUUUUACCGACGGCUCCUCCGCCGCCAAAAACUCGGGGGGUGGAGUGGUAGUCAUCGCUCCCGAAGGCUUCCGAGCAUACUACCCAAUACGAUUCGGCUUCAAGGCAUCAAAUAAUGAGGCAGAGUAUGAAGCGCUCCGGUGCGGGCUACGCCUAGCAGCCGGAAUGAACGCGACGAAGCUAAGGGUAAAGUGUGACUCGAAGCUCGUAGUUGGCCACGUCUCGGGAGAGUUCGAGACGAAAGACGAAAGAAUGAAGAAGUACACAGAUACCGCUCUAGAAUUGCUUAAGAGCUUCACCACGCAUAGUGUGGAGAAUAUCCCUCGAGCAGAGAACGCCGAGGAGGAUAUCUUGUUGAAGCUGAGCUCAGACACGCCCGAGCAUAUCAGGCGAAUGGCGAACGUGGAAGAAUUGUCCGAGCUGAGCAUCCAUGCUUUCCCCGUGGCAAUGAUAUGUGCUCGGCCAAGAGAUUGGACGGACGACAUAGUCGCCUUCCUGAAGGAUGGCUACCUCCCGGAUAAUGCAAUGAAGGCCAAGCUGGUCCGGACUAGGGCACCGGGGUACACUUUGGAGGGCGAAAAGCUAUACAAGCGAGCCUACCACAGUACGCUGCUCAGGUGCCUACGGCCGACUGAAGCGGAACAAGUCAUGGGCGAGGUGCAUGCAGGGAUAUGCUCCGCCCACCAAGGGGCAUACGCGGUGUCAAGGAAGAUAACCCUCCAAGCAUAUUUUUGGCAAACAAUUGUUAAGGACUACGCUGAGUUCGUGAAAAAGUGCAAGGUUUGCCAAGAGUUCCAGAAGGUGCCGGGGAGGCCUUCAACAAACUAUACCCCCAUCAACACAGCCAUCCCGUUCGCGCGAUGGGGGGUGGACCUUGUCGGCACACUUCCCAGAGAACCCGCUUUGACCGAAUCCGGAUGUCUUUCCCGGACAGGGGUCGAACAUUCGUGCUUGGCGCUCCUCCUCAGGAGGAAGGCCGAGCGCGGACCACACCCGGAUGUUUUUCCCGGAUGGAGGUCAACAUUCGCGCUCGGCGCUCCUCACCGGAAGGAAGGUCGAGCGCAGACCAUGCCCGGAUGUUUUUCCCGGAUGAAGGUCAAGCAUUCGCGCUCGGCGCUCCUCCUCGAAAGGAUGGUCGAGCACAGACCAUACCCAGAUGCUUUUCCCGAAUGGAGGUCAACAUUCACGCUCGGCGCUCCUCCUCAGGAGGAAGGCCGAGCGCAGACCAUACCCGGAUGCUUUUCCCGGAUGGAGGUCAACAUUCACGCUCGGCGCUCCUCACUGGAAGGAAGGCCGAGCAAAGACCAUACCCGGAUGUUUUUCCCAGAUGAAGGAGCUCUCGCGGGGGAUAACGAGUAUGAAAGGUAUUUGGCUGCAAAGGACCACCGUGACAGAAUGAAGAGAAAAAGGGGUGAUGCCUCUACUUCUGGUGUCGUUAAAGAUAUAAUAUUACAUGUGUAUCGCAAGGGUUUUGACCCAACAUACCUGCGAUGGAAAUGGCAUGGAGAGUUAGAAAAUCCUUGCAGCUCUAGCUAUACUCAUAAUGAACAAGUCGAGGAUGAUAGCCAAGACAUCCACAAUCUUGAGGUUGAAUUGGAAGAUGAGUUAGGGGCCACUCAAGAUGUUCCUCCUGAUCAAGUCGUCAUUGAUGAAGAGCGUAAUAUGUUAUCUCACAUGAAGAUUUGGGACUGUGAAGCAUAUGUUAAACGUCUGUUGACGUCAGGCAAACUUGAUGCCAAACCUGACAAAUACGACAUAUUAUUAAUGGGGAAUGAUGUUCCUACUCUAUCCUCUGUAAAGACUUGGCUGAGUAAGAACUUGUCCAUGAAAGACUUGGUAGAUGCAAGCUAUGAUCUUGGAAUCGGGAUCUAUAGUGAUAGAUCAAGGAAGCUGAUUGGCUUAAGUGAAAAGGAAGAAAAGAAACGCAUGGAAAAUGUUCCAUAUGUGUCUGCCAUUGGAUCGAUCAUUUAUUCCAUGAUAUGUACGACACCUGACGUCGCCUAUGCACUUUGUAUCACGAGUAGAUACCAAUCCAAUCCUGGUGACAGUCAUUGGAUGGCUUUGAUGACCAUCCUUAAGUACUUACGAAGAACUAAGGAUUCCUUCUUAGUUUAUGGCGAACAGGGAGAGCUCAGAGUAACUGGUUACACUGAUGCAAGCUUCCAAACGGACAUGGAUGACUUUAAUUCACAGGUAGGUUAUGUUUAUUGUCUAAACGGCAGAGCUGUAAGCUGGAAGAGCUACAAGCAAGACACUAUCGCAGAUUCUGCUACAGAAGCAGGGUGCAUGGUAGCUUCCGAAGUACCAAAAGAAGGUGUUUGGAUAAAGAACUUCCUCACGAAACUUGGAGUGGUUCCGAGCAGUCGAGACCCCAUCCCCUUGUUUUGCGAUAACACUAGGGCCGUCGCACAAGCUAAAGAACCAUGGUCUCACCAGAAAACCAAGCACAUUGUAAGACGUUAUCACAUAAUACGAGAAAUCCUAGAAUGUGGAGAUGUAGAAUUUUGCAAGAUAGGAACAGAUGAUAGUCUAGCAUAUCUAUUGACCAAAGCCCUGGGAAGGAUUAAGUACGAGGGUCACAUUUCGUCCAUGAGCAUUCGAGAAAUGCAUAAUUGGCCUUAGUGCUAGUUGGAGAUUGUUGAUAUAUAUAAGCCCUAGAGGCCAACUUAUGAUUUGUAUUUGGAUUAUUUCAAGAAUAAAGGCUCUGAAGACGG